Saccharomycodes ludwigii is the source of this 1488-nucleotide messenger RNA. It is a transcript of the gene ASA1, whose product is annotated as Asa1p. The coding region runs from base 1 to 1488 and encodes 495 amino acids. Lineage: Eukaryota; Fungi; Ascomycota; Saccharomycetes; Saccharomycodales; Saccharomycodaceae. The transcript has a single exon. The record is from RefSeq and is a predicted model, not a curated record.
AUGAUCGAAAUAGAUACAUUCACCUUAAGAUAUCAUAAAUCAAGGAUAACAGCAAUACAUGACACCAAAAUAACUGUACCAAAUACCGCUGUUAAUGGAGUUUUCUCAACACAGCAAUCGUCGCUGAUGAAGAUAACUUUACAUACCUUAUUUAGCGGUGAUGCAAAUGGUGUACUAAUACAAUGGAAUUUGAUUACAAGGAGACCAAUUAAUACUUGGAAAGUUAGUGAUUCCAGUAUUAUAUCAAUUGGUACUUUGUCACUCUAUCCAAAUUGCGAAUAUAUUGUAGAUUACGACAAGCAAUACGAACCACUAAUCAAGGAACAAAAUGAAUUAAGUUCGUUAAUAUUAUAUGUCCAAUCUAAAAACCAUACUUUAAAAUUCUAUCAAGUAAAUAACAUGGUUAAUAAUGUAAACGGGAACAACAACAGUGAAAAACAGAAUGGAUUUUUAUGGGAAAUGCCCAUAAACACUUUGAAUUUUAGUAAUUUGAUAGUGUAUGAGAACAGAAUAGGAGUAAGAACAAAGAGCGACCGAGCUCCGUACAUUAUUUGGUGUUGUAAUACACAAAAUUCAGAAAAUAUAGAUAUUUACGAAAUAAACCCAUUUACUAAACAUUUAGAAAGAAUAUAUGAAAGUAUAAACUUCAAUUGUACACACCCAUUGACUCAACGAACUGACGAUACUAAUAGGAAUAAUAGGGGAGUAGUUAUGAGAUUGGAAUAUUGUUCAGACAUCAAUAGUGUUGUCAUAGGUUAUGAAGAUGGUUCAUGCAUAUUAGUUGAUUGUACUUUUAUAAAAAACUAUAAAAUUCACGAUACCAAUAUUGAUCGAUUGAAUGCUUUAACAUAUAAAGAUAUAUUCAAUAAAGAUAUGAUAUUAUCAGACGAUUUCAAAAGUGAACCGGUUUUAUCGAUCCACUAUGAUUUUGAAGAUCAUAGAAUUAUGAUUGGUAAAGCCAAAGAUAGGUUUAUAUACAAGUAUGACCUUGUGUCGAAUAAAAUUACGAAAUAUAGCAUGGGCACUCGUAGUAAAGAAUAUAGUGUAGCUAAUGUUUUUUCCAUUAAUCAAAAUUUAUUAUGCUAUAACACAUGGGAGUCCAACUCCUUAUUUAUCUGUAAAAUAAUUGGUGACAACAAUAUGAUCAAUAAUACUGAUAAUAUUAUAGAUGUUUCUCAAUUAAAAGUUUUAAGAAGGCUCGGUAAGAUGAAAAGCAAUGUUUCUAUUAUUCCACUUGAUUCCAUUCAUAACUUUAACGAUGAGAAUAUUGACAACGGGAAUAGCAGAUUAAAGACAAAACGGAAUAAUUAUGUAAAGAUAGGCGCUGUUUGUGUGUUAUCCCAAGCAAAUCACAUAUUUAGCGACAAUGAGAAACAAAAGAACAUUUCUUUAUUAAGAUACAAAAAAGAAAAAUAUCUCAUGGAAAAUACAUGGAUUAUUUUAGGCUAUGAAGAUGGGACUAUAUCUGUAAAUAAACUUACCUAUUAA